Molecule: messenger RNA, 936 nt
Organism: Penicillium salamii
Lineage: Eukaryota; Fungi; Ascomycota; Eurotiomycetes; Eurotiales; Aspergillaceae
Source: the annotation of a GenBank genome assembly
AUGGCAUCAAUCAUGUCAUCGCGCCUUGUGCGCGUCUCUGCACCCCUUGCCCAUCUCCGCGCAACCGCGGUGCCUGCCCGGGUCUUCAUCUCGAGAUACAGCACCGACACCCAGCAAGACGUCAUCAAAACACAACAGAUCCCAGCCCCGGGUUCAGGACAUGUGCGCGUGCUCCAGCUGAACCGGCCUCAGGCCCGCAACGCGAUCUCAAGCCAACUGCUUGACUCACUAUCGAAGCACGUUGACGCCAUCGCCGCCGAAGGCGGCAAUGGCCCAACUCGUGCUCUGGUGAUCGCCAGUAAUUCCGAUGCGGCAUUCUGUGCCGGUGCAGAUUUGAAGGAACGCGCGGGCAUGUCGCAGGCCGAAACCGAAGAUUUCCUCCUCAAGCUGCGCUCCACUUUCAAAGACAUCGCCUCUCUUCAGAUCCCUACUAUCUCCUCCGUCUCCUCCAUGGCUUUGGGCGGUGGUCUCGAGCUCGCACUCUGCACCCAUCUCCGCGUUUUCGCCUCGUCCAGCGUCGUUGCCCUCCCCGAGACCCGCCUCGCCAUCAUUCCCGGUGCAGGUGGCACCUACCGACUACCUUCCGUGGUUGGUGUGAACCGCGCCCGGGACAUGAUUCUGACUGGUCGUCGGGUGACGGGCCCUGAGUCUUACUUCAUUGGUCUUUGUGACAGACUGGUCGAAGUGCUACCCGAAGAGGAGGGCCAGGAGGGAGUUGCCCGCGAAAGAACCUUGCGCGAGAGUAUCAAGCUGGCUCUGGAUAUCUGCGAGGGUGGUCCCAUUGCUAUCAAGAUGGCGCUGCAAGCCGUUGAUGCCCACACCCUGGGCGAGCGGGCGGAAAAUGCGGCUUAUGAGGGUGUUGUCGAGACAGACGAUCGGUACGAGGCGCUGCGCGCCUUUGUCGAAAAGCGGAAGCCUGCGUUCCGCGGUAGGUAA